This is a messenger RNA of Pomacea canaliculata, 2944 nucleotides long. RefSeq names its product NADP-dependent malic enzyme-like. Gene Ontology annotation, molecular function: malate dehydrogenase (decarboxylating) (NAD+) activity; malate dehydrogenase (decarboxylating) (NADP+) activity; NAD binding. Gene Ontology annotation, biological process: malate metabolic process; pyruvate metabolic process. The record is from RefSeq and is a predicted model, not a curated record. Lineage: Eukaryota; Metazoa; Mollusca; Gastropoda; Architaenioglossa; Ampullariidae. Gene Ontology annotation, cellular component: mitochondrion.
UUGGCGGACAUUUGGGGUGUCGUCUGCUCAGCUCCGCUUGUGCCAGGGACUCUAACCAUCAGCACAAAUGUCCCUACGCAGUCGCGGUAUCGAUAUAAUAAGGGAUCCUCGCAGAAACAAGGGGUUAGCCUUCACCCUUCGAGAGCGCCAGGUUCUAGGCAUCCAUGGCCUGAUUGCGCCAGCGCUGUACAAUCAAGACAAGCAGGUGUACCGAGUUAUGCAGAGCUUCCAUCGCUGGGACAACGACUUUGACCGCUACCUUGAUCUCAUCGCCCUCCAGGAUCGCAAUGAGAAGCUCUUUUACCGUGUGGUGACAGAGAAUGUGGAACUCAUGAUGCCAGUCAUAUACACACCUACUGUUGGUCUUGCCUGCCAGAAAUUUGGACUAGUGUACAGAAAACCAAGAGGGCUCUAUAUCUCAAUUUAUGACCUUGGACAUGUCUACAGUAUCUUUUGCAACUGGCCUGUGGAUGAUGUGAAAGCUAUUGUUGUGACAGAUGGUGAAAGAAUUCUUGGCUUGGGAGAUCUUGGUGCUUAUGGCAUGGGGAUCCCUGUGGGCAAACUAUCACUCUACACUGCUCUUGCAGGAAUCCAUCCUCAUCAAUGUCUACCCAUUUUGCUGGAUGUUGGCACUAACAAUGAGACUCUUAGAAAUGAUCCACUGUAUAUUGGGCUCAAUCAGAAAAGAGAGCGAGGCAAGAAAUAUGACCAGUUUAUAGAAGAGUUUAUGCAAGCAGCAGUAAGGAGAUAUGGCGAAAAUGUUCUAAUACAGUUUGAGGACUUUGGAAACGAGAAUGCUUUCCGAUUGCUGGAAAAGUACCGUCAACAUUAUUGCACUUUUAAUGAUGAUAUUCAAGGAACAGCCAGUGUGGUACUUGCCGGAAUUACGGCCAGUCUUCGACUGACUCAAAAACCUUUGGAGGACAAUCUUUUUGUAUUUCUGGGAGCAGGAGAGGCAUCAAUAGGGAUUGCAAAUCUUCUAACAAAAGCACUGAUGAAGAAAGGCUUGAGCAAAGAAGAGGGUUGUAGCAAGAUCUGGCUUGUUGACGCCAAGGGCCUUGUUGUGAAGGACAGACCAUCAGGGGAUAUAACUCACGAAAAAGCUCCAUUUGCCAAGGAAUACCAACACCUAGUUAAUCUAGAGCAGAUCAUCAAGACGCUGAAGCCAACAGCUAUUAUUGGUGCUGCAGCAUGCCCAGGAGCAUUCACAGAGGAGAUCCUGAAGGACAUGGCAUCAUUCAACAAACGCCCCAUAAUCUUUGCCCUCAGCAAUCCCACUAGCAAGGCUGAGUGUACAGCAGAGCAAGCCUAUUCCUUUACCCAGGGCCGUGCAGUGUUUGCCAGCGGAAGUCCAUUCAAUCCUGUGACUUUUGGCAGGGAAGAGUACACACCAGGGCAGGGCAACAAUGCCUACAUCUUUCCUGGAGUGGCACUUGCUGUCACAUCCUUAAGCAUCAGGUGUAUAACUGAAGAUAUCUUUCUAAAGGCAGCAGAGAGUCUUGCAGAAUCUGUGACUGAAAAGGACCUGGAAGAGGGCCGUGUGUACCCACCCUUGUCAUCCAUCCAAUCUGUGUCUUUAAAAAUUGCAACAGACAUUGCCACAUUCGCAUAUAAGAACAGAUUAGCCCUACAUAUACCUGAGCCCGAGAACCUAGAGAAAUUCAUCAGAUCCCUCAGGUACAGCACAGACUAUGAAAGUUACGCUCCUGACAUCUAUGAAUGGCCAGAAAAUGCCAAGCAAUAAAUCAGGUAAAUUAUUUCUAAACUCCUAGAAAUUACCGACGAAUUGUGCAUCUUAGAUGUUGCCUUCUAUCUUGUGGCAACCAAUUUCAGUCAAUGAAGUGAUGAAUUAAUGGAUUUGUAUGUCUAUAAAGGCGGCAGAUAUUUAACUUACAGAUUAGCCGGAAGGAUAUAAGCAAGAUAACACAAGAUUAUUUAGAUUUUCGGUUGUUGCCAAUAUUUUAAAAUAUUCUUUGUACUGUGUAGACUAGAUACAUGAUCUGCCAAUUAUUCUUUUGGACCAGCAGUGGUAAUGUGUUAUGAAAGUAAAUGCAUAAACCGAAAGUCCUUCGCCCUUGGUUCAUGUCUAAUUUUUCUGAAGUAAAUUUAAAUUCUCUUUAACAUCAGAAUUGCCAGCCAUUUCUAGCUUAGGUUACGUAUUUAAAUUGGUGCUUAAUUCAAAACAACUUCUCAGAGUUUGAUUUGUAGUCUGUCAAAAUGUGAGUUAUACACUUGGUAGCAGCAAAGUACCACAGAACUAUAAGAGUAUCCACGAUGUUUCCAUACUAAACUACUGGCUACCAAGUGCAAACCAUCUGGCAGGAGCACAUAUUUCUGUUCUCUAUUGUACUGUGUGAACAGCAAAGUGAAAUUAAGAUACUGUUUUAUAAAAAUUUAAACUUCUGUUUCAUGUGCCAUUUAAAACAUAUUGUUCUCUUCAUUAAAAAAAAUAUUCUGAAUGAUGACUCUACUAAAUCUCUUUUUUUUUAAAGUUCUCCACUGUUUAAAAUUAUUAAGAUCGCAGGAACCCAAGAUAUCAGAUGUUGGUUGCUGAUGUAUUUUGUCACUGCCUGCACUAACUUAAUCUCAGUUUAUUGUUUAUUGGCUUAGUCCAAUUAUCAUCUAAAUUCCUUUUUUUUUUAGCUUGUUCUUAAACAAAGUAACAUCAAGCAAAAAAGAAAAUUGUUAUUCACUUCAUGAGCCUGUUUUUACACUGUGAUAAUCAAACUAGAAUAAUUAAACAGUCAUGACAUUUUUUAAAAUAUUGUAUGUCACUCAUUGUCUAGCAGGCUGUGCUCUGAAAAUGUCAAUUUUGAUGUGCACAAAAGCCCAGCAUUAGAUGAUCUGAUUUCAAGGAAUUUUUUUUCUGAUAAUUAAGCAGAUUUUGCCCAGUAUUGUUCUUAUCUACCAGUUUUGAAAAAAAAAAUUAAAACACUAGAUCUGU